AUGAGUUUCACGCUCUUCCUGCUCACCUAUCUCUUCGGAGGACUCACUUUCCCCAUCCUGGUGAUUUGGGCCCUCCUCCAAGCCUGCUCCCAAGUGCAGCGAAACUCCCCGCGCCAACCUGACCCCGACUUGCUCGUCCCCGAGAUCAGCCCCGACCUCAAGGUCGGUGAGCUCGAAGAGGCCUCGGGCGUCAACGUCUACCGCCAAGGCUGGCUCACAGUCACCACCCACUACUUUUACCACCACACAGAGCUCGCGCGCAUGGCCGACGCCAACGGCAACGCGCCCACCAGGUCCGACUUCAAGAAAAAACAUCGCUUCUUCGCAGUUCUCAAGCACGGUAACCUGUUUCUGUACCGCGACGACUCCGUCGGAGCCAGCGUGGUCCACGUCGUGGUGUUGAAAAACGUAUUCAUCACACUGUGGCCGCGCGACCCGGACAACGAGGCCCUCGAGACCUCGCUCUUCACCAAGAAAACCUGCAUUGCCAUUUUCAGAAAGGGCAUCGCUAACGUGGGCCCCGACGGCCACCUCACCUUCAAUCGCCGCGACAGCGAUCCCUCCAAGAAAAACCUCGAUGAGUUCUUCAUUUACGUCGGCAAUAAUGUCGAAAAGGAGGACUGGUACUUCUCACUCAUACGCGCCUCGGACGCCACCUCCGAUGCUGUCGAAAAUACCCUCCUCAACUCCGACAUUUCUGCCAAGACUGCUCACUUCAAGACCCGAGACGUGCUCACGCUCAUCCAAACGCUAAACUCCACGGAGGGCCAACUCACCACCAAGUGGCUCAACGCCCUUCUUGGCAGAUUGUUUCUUGGCGUUCAACAGACUGAAAGUCUCUCCCUAUAUCUUCGCGACAGGCUUUACAAAAAACUCACAAAGAUCAACAAACCGGGUUUUUUAGACGACUUCAUCAUAGAGAGCGUCGACGUUGGUACCGCGGCCCCAUUUUUCACAAAUCCCCACUUGAAGGAACUCACCGUCGAUGGACUCACCAGAAUAGGCUUCAAUGUACUUUACAGAGGUGGCCUUUCCUUCAUUGUUUCCACCAAAGUCAACAUUAACUUGAGUUCGCGUUUCAAAAAAAGAGAAGUGAGAAUCGAGUUGAAAAUGACCGUCAAAGAGUUAAGUGGUCCUAUGGUCCUUCUCAUCAAACCUCCUCCAACCGACAGAAUAUGGUACGCGUUUGAGACGGAACCACAUCUUGAUCUUGAUGUGGAACCUGUAGUUAGUGCCCGCCAACUCAGUUACAACAUGAUUACCAACGUGAUCAAGAGUAAAUUCAAAGAGGCCAUCAAGGAAUCUCUUGUACUACCAUUCAUGGAUGACAUUUCUUUCUAUAAGACUUCACAAGAGCUCUACAGAGGUGGGAUCUGGGAUAAAUAUAACGUACAUUUCCCAACAACUGCGGAGCCAGAGUCUCCCGCAUUUUUACGCAAACCUGACGAAUCCGCAAACGAUGACAGGUCAUCCGUUCGCAAACGCAGAACAUCAUCCUUGUCCCCAAGGAGGUCCGAUGAUGCUUCGAGCGUUCGGUCUUCUUCCUCUACAGAGCAGUCCGAGGAUUUCGGAGAUUUGUUGCAAAACUCCCCAACCAAGCGAGAUCUCGAAGCUGUCAAGAAUAAAACCCUCCAAUCAGUCGAAAACUUCAAAUCGGCUCUCAAGUCUCCAAGAAACUCUAGUUCCUCAUUCUCUUCUAAUGGCUCGGAUAAUUCGUCCUGGAGAUCAAAAAAAUUGGAAGUCUCUGCAGCAGUACACGACGAAGUCUCUACUUCCAAAAGAUACCUUCAAACUGGGAUGAAAAAGUUUGGCAAGUGGUAUAAGGAUACUGUCAAUACGUCCAAGUCUGAUUUACAGAAGAAUGCUGAAUCAUGUCCACAAAGCCCACCUGAAAUGAUAUCGAGCAGAAGGGCCAUCCCAAAGAGUAAAGAAAAAGAGCUUGCCAGCCUCGUUACCAAUAAUGAAAAUUUGCGCUCUAUAAUUGCUGCAGAAAUGUUUGCAAAUAAGAGUCGAACUGGGUCUGCAUCCUCAACUUCUUCCAAUGGCUCCCCCAUUGGCAACACUUUUAGAUUCAGCGGUGCUACACCUUCUUUUUCUUCAACUUCUUCCCGUCAUGGCAUUGAAGCGCAAAACUUCCCGAACGAUUUUUCACAAGGAAGUGAUACAGAUGUACAAGUAUCAAAGACACCUUCCCAUAUCUCCGAAGAAAAACUGGACACGUACCCUGAAUCAACCUCUGAUAGCUUUUCCACAGAUAUAAACGCAGCACCCUCCCCUACUGUUUCCAUUACUAUUAAUGACAAGGCCAUAGAUUUGCAUGAACUUAAUAAAGGAAGACCAGUUCCCCCACCUCCCUAUAUGGGUGGAAACCAGGAUGACGGAAAGUCACCUUCAAAUGCAGGGCAAGUCCAAACUCCGUCCUCUCCUCUCUUAUCGUCCAGAUAA
Lachancea fermentati is the source of this 2445-nucleotide messenger RNA. NCBI's taxonomy places the organism in Eukaryota, Fungi, Ascomycota, Saccharomycetes, Saccharomycetales, Saccharomycetaceae. The record is from the annotation of a GenBank genome assembly.